This is a messenger RNA of Entamoeba invadens IP1, 654 nucleotides long. RefSeq lists its product as hypothetical. NCBI's taxonomy places the organism in Eukaryota, Evosea, Mastigamoebida, Endamoebidae. The transcript has a single exon. The coding region runs from base 1 to 654 and encodes 217 amino acids. The record is from RefSeq and is a predicted model, not a curated record.
AUGAGUAUUUAUAAUAACAUUAAAAAUGAUGUGGAAUCAGAUAAAAUUGAAUGGAAAGAUAUUUCAAUUGAAGAAUUUAACGCAUUUCUUGCAGUAACAAUAAUACAAGGACAAUUCAAAGAUAAUAAAAUUGCACUUGAUGCGUUGUGGCAAAGUGAAAAAUCAAGUAUAUUAUAUAAAGCACCAAUAUCUUUAAAGAAAUACAAACUCAUCAAAAAAUAUUUGAGAUUUGAUGAUGGUGCGUAUUUAAGAGAAAUUGCAAGAAUCGAGUUUAAAAGUGUUACUGAUGACAUUUCCCAAGAUUCCGAAGAUGUAUUAGAAGAAGAUCACCAAGAAGAACAAGAGAUAUCACCGAUUACAAGAACAUCUACCCCAGAAGUAGAUUUGGACUUUAAUUGUGAUUUUGUCACAACACAAAGCCAAACAAUUGAAGAUGGCAAUACAUCUAUGUGUUCUUUACAACAAACUGCUAGUUUUCAAGUACCAAUAUCAACACAACGUAUCACGAAUACCAGAACCACUCAACUCAGAAUGCUUCCUUCACAUAUGCUUCGACACGACGAACGCCCCAUGACAUCUCAAAUCGUUUCACAACAACAGACACCAACAAGACAUAUUACUAACUUAACCACACAACUUCGAUUACAACAAUAA